GGAGUCCGUGGGGAGGAGGAGGCUCGCGCGCAGAGCGGGGGCCGCGCGGAGCGGGAAGGAGCGCGGGGGAGCGGUAGGGCCCGGCUGGCCCAAGGGCGCCCUGCCUCGGGCCCGCGACAGAGGCCAAGAAGUUUGGCGGCUAGGGGUCCAGAGCCCCGGGGUCGCGGGGGGCCGGCAGUGAGGGCGGCGAGGAGAGCAGAGCCAUGGGGGCGAGCGCGGAGGCGGCGAGGCGCGCAGCUAGCUCCUGGAGCGGCACGGCCGCGGCGGCGCAAAGUUAGCCCGGCGCCCCGGGACGAGCGCCGCAGCCUGGGCCAUGGGCGAGCACCCCAGCCCCGGCCCCGCAGUGGCCGCCUGCGCUGAGGCUGAGCGCAUCGAGGAGCUGGAGCCCGAGGCCGAGGAGCGACUGCCCGCCGCGCCAGAAGACCACUGGAAAGUCCUGUUUGAAAAGUUUGACCCUGGGAGCACCGGCUACAUCAGCACGGGAAAGUUCCGGAGCCUCUUGGAGAGCCACAGCUCUAAGCUGGAUCCACACAAAAAGGAGGUGCUCCUGGCUCUCGCAGACAGCCACGCUGAUGGGCAAAUCUGCUACCAGGACUUUGUCAACCUGAUGAGCAACAAACGUUCCAACAGCUUCCGCCAGGCCAUCCUUCAGGGAAACCGCAGGCUGAGCAGCAAGGCCCUGCUGGAGGAGAAGGGGCUGAGCCUCUCACAGCGGCUCAUCCGCCACGUGGCCUAUGAGACUCUGCCCCGGGAGAUUGACCGCAAGUGGUACUAUGACAGCUAUACCUGCUGCCCUCCGCCCUGGUUCAUGAUCACAAUCACACUGCUGGAGGUUGCCCUUUUCCUGUACAACGGGGUCCUACUGGAUCAGUUUGUGCUGCAGGUGACACAUCCUCGAUACCUGAAGAACUCUCUGGUUUACCACCCGCAGCUCCGUGCACAGGCUUGGCGCUAUGUGACAUACAUCUUCAUGCAUGCAGGGGUGGAACAGCUGGGACUCAAUGUGGCGCUGCAGCUGCUGGUAGGGGUACCCCUGGAGAUGGUGCAUGGAGCCACGCGAAUUGGGCUUGUCUACGUGGCAGGUGUUGUGGCAGGCUCCUUGGCGGUGUCUGUGGCUGACAUGACUGCACCUGUUGUUGGCUCUUCCGGAGGGGUGUAUGCACUCGUCUCUGCCCACCUAGCCAACAUUGUCAUGAACUGGUCAGGCAUGAAGUGCCAGUUCAAGCUGCUGCGGAUGGCUGUGGCCUUGAUCUGUAUGAGUAUGGAGUUCGGAAGGGCGGUAUGGCUCCGUUUCCACCCAUCGGCUUAUCCCCCGUGCCCCCACCCAAGCUUUGUGGCACAUUUGGGUGGCGUGGCCGUGGGCAUCACCCUGGGCGUGGUGGUUCUCAGAAACUAUGAGCAGAGGCUGCAGGACCAGUCGCUGUGGUGGAUCUUUGUGACCAUCUACACCAUCUUCGUGCUGUUUGCUGUCUUCUGGAACAUCUUUGCCUACACACUGCUGGACCUGAAGCUGCCACCACCCCCCUAAGGGACCAGAGGACCAAGGCAGGGAGGGGAAACAGAAGCAUCCAGAGAAAGUACCCGCAUCUGCUUCUCAUCUCCGAUUCAGUGAGAGCAGGGAGAACUGGAGACUCUUAGAGCUGGGGAGUGCGUGUUGCUUUGGAAGGAUGGUGGGGAGAUGGGUGUGGCUGCUGUCUUCCUAGGCUGGUCUGAUGAUACAGGGUCAGGGGAUAAGGUCCAAGGCAGGGUGAGAGUGGCUGUCCCAUGUGUUCCCUCUCACUGCCACAGAGUGAGCAAAUAGCCCUCUUCCCUAGUCUCCCCCAGGAGAGACACUGAGACACAGAGAAGUUCUAAGGCUAGCCACAGCCAGGCUUGCCCGCAGCCCAGAGGCUAGGCCAUGCUCUCUCUGCAGCUCAAGGUCUGGUGUUCUGGCAAAGGAUACGAUGGCUUUGAUCCAGGGGAGCCCAGAGUGCCCCAGGCUUGGGUGCUGGGCAUGGCCCCUAGGGCUGGGCAAGGAGAUGCUGUAAGCUCCAGGCCUUCUUCUUGCCCUAGGGGAGGGCCCUGUGCCUGGGGCAAUGACCAUCAUCCUAGGUUCCCCCAGGAAAGUCCCAGGACCAGUUUUCCUCUUCCUGCCUGUAGUUAUGAGUCAGCAUCUCACACCAUCGCCCUGCAUCCAUGCCCUAUCUGGACUGUGGGGUCUUUUCUUUCCUUUCUACUGCCCUGACCCUACUUUGUGCCUCUCUCUUUGGGUGUGGAGACAGGGUUUUGGGGUGUGUGUGUGUGUGUGUGUGUGUGUGUGUGUGUGUGUGUGUGUGUAUGUGUGUGUGUGCAAUUUCAGGCAAGUUAGAAGCUGCAGAGGGAGGAAGUGGGAGACAAUGUACACAUGGGGAUAUCUAUAGGGAAUUUCUGGAAUGGGGAGCAGCAGUGUGGUCUUGAGUGCUCGCUCAGUGGCCUUGCUUUUAGCAUCAUGCACACCCCCCACCCCUUUCCCACCUCCCAAACACCUGCUGAGCACCACUGACCAGCGGACAAAUUGUCAAGCUAGAGGGAAGACCAAAGCUAGGAUGUUUGGGAGGAAACUCUCAGCUGUGUUCUUCUGAUUCUCUUGGUAGCUUUCAUGUCUGUACUGCCUCCUGUAGAAGGAAGUCUUUGGGAUGAAAGAAAGCUCAGGACAGUGAUUGUGUGGCCAUCUCUCCAGGUGAAUUGGUGGGACCAGAAGCUGUAGUAAAAUAUAUUUUGGUGAAAAACUUAGCCUCAGACAAGAGCUGGGGGAGCUCGGGUGAGUGUCCAGAAUGAGAGCAGCUGUCAGCUUUGAUGACUCCAUCUACAGGGACUUGGAAUUCUAAAGGGAAGUGAGGUUGGGGGCGUGGCCUUGUGCUGCCCAUAUCCCAGCAGCCUGGGGUGCCAGGGCAGGUGCUUGGCAAGGUAGCCAUAGGCUCAGAGCCCAGAGUCUUGUUCCUCUGAGACAGCCUACUCAGGCUGCCAGUAGGGGCUUCUGGGAACCCUAAGUGGAGGCCCUGAGGCAGAUGACCUUUGUAUUGCCUUUGGGACUCUCAGCCCCUGGGAUAAGGGGAUGAGGAACCACUGGUCUGAGAGCAGGAGCAAGGCAGGAGAAUGGGAACUGCUCCCGGUCCUCUCACCAUCCCAGCAACACUUCCCAGCUGGUCUCCAUUCUCCUGGGUCCCUCAGCCCUUCCUCUCCAGGGUGGCCACCCAUCGGGGCUGGGAUUCACUCCUCAUGCUGGAGGCUGGAGGUUGGCCUCAAAGGCUGGGGAAUCCCCAAACAACAGCUACGUUAGACUAGCUUGCUUUUAAAGGGGAAUGGAGUCAUGGGAACCAGAGAAGGGACAACAGGCCUUCAAAAAAGAGGAAUUUCUCUUUAAUGACAACAAUCAUCACUUGAUUUUUUUUUUUUAAAUUAGGAAAAGCUCCCUAAUGGGGCUCUUUUGACUCUGCAUUUCCAUGCAAACCAUUCUUGCCUCGAGCGUUAGUGAAGGCAUCGCUCACUGAACCCAGAUCUUCCUCUAGUGUCCAAUUCAGUUUGCAGAUAAUGAGGAUUACCCAGUGCUGUGUGCUUGCCAGGGCUGGCUGCAAAUCGUUGACUCUCCUCUGCCUUAAAAAUGGUGCCCGGUCAGUGAGCCACCCCUUCCAGGACUAGCCACAACACAACGUUGGUUUCUAAGUAUUUUUGUAUUGUGUACAUUCUGUAUAUUUUUGUUGUAACAUAUUAUUUGAGCACAGAUUCCAUUAAAGAUUUUUUUAAGCUA
This is a messenger RNA of Mastomys coucha (southern multimammate mouse), 3766 nucleotides long. It is a transcript of the gene Rhbdl3, whose product is annotated as rhomboid like 3. The transcript is spliced from 9 exons. Bases 314 to 1528 code for a protein of 404 amino acids. Gene Ontology annotation, cellular component: membrane. Gene Ontology annotation, molecular function: serine-type endopeptidase activity; calcium ion binding. The record is from RefSeq and is a predicted model, not a curated record. NCBI's taxonomy places the organism in Eukaryota, Metazoa, Chordata, Mammalia, Rodentia, Muridae.